AUGGUCAGGGUUCCCCCUUCCUCUCCAGAACCAUCACCGGUGUUCUACCUCCCUCACCAUGGAGUUCUCAAAGAUGACAGUAUUACCACAAAACUACGAGUGGUGUUUAACGGAUCCAGCCUCACCAGUACGGGAUCUUCUCUCAACGAUAUUCUGCACACGGGUGCAAAACUCCAAGCAGACAUCUCAGAUAUCUUACUCUGGGUGCGACGACACUGGUACAUCUUUAUCACUGAUAUCACCAAAAUGUUCCGCCAAAUUCAAGUUCAUCCGGACGAUUGGGAUCUCCAACGGAUCCUCUGGGUAGAUGAUCAGCUCAACAUCAUUCCGUACCAACUCACGACGGUCACAUAUGGCACCCGAUCAGCUCCCUUCUUGGCUGUUCGCGUCUUCCUCCAACUAGUCGAAGACGAAGGUAAGAACUACCCCCUGGCGGUCUCUCCUCUUCUCAAGGGCAGGUAUGUGGACGACAUCUGUGGUGGUGCCGACACUCUCCCGGAGCUGACCUCCAUCGCUCACCAACUAGUGAACCUCUGCAAGGCGGGCGGCUUUCCUCUGGCGAAGUGGCAGAGCAAUCAUCCUGAACUACUCCAGGCUCUUCGUACGGACAUCACCGCCGCGACGCCGCACUCGUUUGAUAACGCUCAAGGCAAAAUUUUGGGACUCACAUGGCAUCCUCACUCUGAUCAGUUCGUCUUCUCGUGCAAGGCCUCCAACCGGCCCGUUAUCACCAAACGGACCAUACUCUCAGAAGUAGCGCAACUAUUUGAUCCUCUGGGAUUCCUAUCUCCGGUAAUCAUCAGAACUAAGAUGCUCAUCCAGGAACUGUGGCUAGAAAAGGUCGGCUGGGAUGACUGCCUCUCGCCGCAACUUCGACAUCGGUGGACUCACUUCCGUUCAGAGCUGUCUGACCUGACUUCCAUCACGAUUCCUCGGUGGCUGUCUCUCACGCCGUCAACCAUGGUCGAGCUUCAUGGAUUCUCGGAUGCUUCGCAACUCGCCAUGGCGGCGGCGGUUUAUAUCAAGGUCAUUUCUCACCCAACAGAGCCAAUCAUCACACUAGUGUGCGCCAAAACCAAGGUUGCACUUCUCAAAAGGCUCACCAUUCCCCGACUGGAACUCACGGCAGCGAUUCUACUCUCUCGUCUCAUCAGCUAUGUUCAACGAACACUAGAACUCGCGGAGAUACCAAUCUACUUGUGGACGGACUCUUCGGUAUCGCUCACCUGGAUAAACAGUCAUCCCUCUCGCUGGAAAGACUUUGUUCGUAAUCGAGUAGCGGCAAUUCAAGAACGCGUACCUCAAGGCCAUUGCCGGUUUAUUCCCGGCAAGGAGAACCCAGCCGACUGUGCUUCUCGCGGCCUCUCUUCCGCGCAACUCUCUCGGCAUCAUCUUUGA
This is a messenger RNA of Formica exsecta, 1398 nucleotides long. RefSeq lists its product as uncharacterized. The transcript has a single exon. The record is from RefSeq and is a predicted model, not a curated record. NCBI's taxonomy places the organism in Eukaryota, Metazoa, Arthropoda, Insecta, Hymenoptera, Formicidae. Bases 1 to 1398 code for a protein of 465 amino acids.